Molecule: messenger RNA, 2812 nt
Organism: Megalops cyprinoides (Indo-Pacific tarpon)
Lineage: Eukaryota; Metazoa; Chordata; Actinopteri; Elopiformes; Megalopidae
Gene: samd13
Product: sterile alpha motif domain containing 13
Exons: 5
Coding region: 157-543 (128 amino acids)
Molecular function (GO): protein binding
Source: RefSeq, a predicted model, not a curated record
GUAUGUUAUGUAGCUGUCUAGGUUAACUAGCGAAUAAACGAGGUGAACCCAUUUUUAUAACUAGCUAACUCUACCUGGCUAGCCAAAAAAGCAAAGAACGUACUGUUACAGGACUGGAGGAAAUGCAGAACCUAAAGUAGAGGCACUGAAGGAACAAUGCUCCUCGUGGAGAGAUCACCCUAUGAUGACGUGCUGCAACUGAAGACACCCAAUGAAAGAACACCAACAGACAGCAAGGAAACAGGUGCCAUGGAAAACAAGGCAAAUGGCUCAGUGGACAACAAAAGCCUCAUGGAGAAUGGGCAGCUGCCUGACCCUGCAGACUGGGCUGUCACUGAUGUUGUUAAUUAUUUCAAAGCUGCGGGAUUUGAUGAGCAGGCCAACGCCUUCCAGGAUCAGGAAAUUGAUGGCAAGUCCCUGCUGUUGAUGACUCGUAAUGAUGUCCUGACUGGAUUGUCAAUAAAAUUGGGCCCGGCUCUAAAGAUCUAUGAGUAUCAUGUGAAGCCGCUCCAGACCCAGCAUCUGAAGAACAACACGUCAUAGCAUCAUAAGCAGGUCUGCCCUGAGGAAGACAAUCACUGGAAGAUGCAACAAGUUGACCAUGCCCAAACCCAAAGGAAAUUAAAAAAGAUUAGACUUCUGUGGUCUCAUCUGCAUCUUAUGCAAUUAAAACUAUACUUUCUAUCCAUUCAUGAGAGAAAUGGAUUCUGCUGGUACAAAACCUUAGACUGUGGAAAGAUGACGUCUGUCUUUAUUGACAUUUUUCCCUCCACUUUGUGAGACAUUUAAGUGAGAAGAGCAUUCUCCAAGAUUUUUUUCAUUCUUUUUUCAGUUGAGUUUUUCUUUUGGCCAAUUUUAGGCCAGAACUUUGUAUUUAACUGCCACUAAAACAAAGAAAGAUGUAAAUAUCAUGUGAAUUUCAUUUUGUGUUGUGGGAGAUGAUUUGAUGUUACCAGAUUAAAAGAUGUGAUUUUUUUUUUCUGGAAACUCUCAGAAAUUAGGAUGGAUACUUCGCAGCUACUGUCUAGGAUUGUGAACUGUAUGUGUCAGCAAUGAUGGGCUAGACUGAAAUCUGUUUUGAAAGUCACCAAAGCAAAUGAUCUCUUACUGUAAGGCGCAGUGGUGUCUGGAGUUGCAUUUCUUUAAUCAGUCACUGUACGGAGCGUGUGGGUGGAGAAUGGGAGCUGGAUCCUGCAUAUUUUAUCGUACUAUCACUGACGACAUUUACACACAGGUAAUAUUCGAGCUACUUGAGAAUUCUGAGUACCGAUAUGUGAAUUUCAAACCAAUAUUCAGAGUAAAUUGUUUACACGUAUGCAAAAUUGUAUAUCAUACUCAUUACUACAGCUUACAAGCAGACAGUGAUUGGAUUGAACUAUAGCGUGACAAUAUGAGGUCACUUUUAGAAUGGACAUAAGUAGUCAACAAUGAACAAACAGGAGUGGUGCAUUCAUUCGUUUUUCAAAUAUCAUUCAGACAGUCGCAAGACAUAAGAGCUUGAAUUUGAUGCUUGCAUUAUUACAUGGUGCCGUCUCCUAUUUGGGAUUAUUGACAUUUUGACAAAUUUGGCCUUCAUUCAUAGGUAUUACUGUAGUAAUAGUGCACAACUUCUCACUAGUCAUUUGCAGUGUUUACCUUAUUUAGUGUUGUAUCCAGUUUUUUUUUUUUUGCACAAUGUACAUGCACGUAUACAUUAAAUUAAUCCAAAGGAGUAAGAAUUUUGAAUAUGAUGAUGUUUAUGUGACUAGUGCUAUCAGAUGGAAUACAAAGAGUAUCUCACUGCUCAUAUUCCAAACCAUUGCAUCAAGAACACUGUCUUAUUCAAAAUAUUUUUUUUAAGAAUAAGCUGUUCAUAUCAUGAGGGUCAUGUGUAAAUACUGAAUAUUCCACCUAAUAAUGGGAUUUUUUGGUGCAUGUAAAUGUGACCACGAUUCUUAUUCUGUUGUCUGAGUCUCCUACAAAUAUUGUGCUUUUAUGCUUUGAUCUGAUCUAAAUUCCCAAAUUUCAGCCUUGUUUGUGUUGUUACGACUAGUGGUGCUUUGAUUGCUGAGGGGUACUUCACAGACCAUGGUUUUAUAAUUAUCAUUUUAAUUUUCUGAGGUUUGUCUUUAGUAAUUUUAAUCAAAAUUAGGCUUUAUGUGCUCAUUCAGUCACUAUGCCUAGUCUUAUCCCCUCGCCCACCCUUGUAAAUACAGUAUCUGGCUGAAUCAUAUCACACUCCUGAAGGUCAUCUGUUGCUUUUUAUUUUGUUCAUUGAAAUAUGGCAGACUUCAGUAACAGUGAAAAGGACCAGUAGCUUUUUUGGCCUUUGUGCAGAUAAAUGUGUGAAUGAAUGCUGUGCAGCUCCUUAGACUUCGGCAGGUGCUGGGCAGCUUCUGUGAUCAGUUUGCCGCACUACAGGCAGUCUAAAUCUCCUAUGUCAAUGAGUCGUACUCAGUGCUGUUGAAAAGGUCGUCACUGACAGUGCAGCACAUUUCAACAACAGUAGCAUGACCUUAAUAAGGGUAACAUUGUACUGCAUGGUAUAAUCUCAUCUUGAUUGCAGCUCAGAGAAAUAAAGUUUUGUUAGAUGUGCAAAUCUAAUGGGUAUAGAUGGGACUCAUGUCAUGGAACUGAACUUAAUGUGUGUUUUUAGAUGGUAUCACUGAGGGUGGUUUGCUUUGUUUAAUAUUGAAAGAGUUAGAAAACACAGGCAUCAUUAGUGUUGUUCAUCAUAUGGCACUCAGAAAGUUAGGGUUGCCGUCUAUUACCUUGUAUAAAGGGCUCAUUGUUAGUUUCCCUGUCUAGUUUUUAUAUAUAGUAUAUAUUUCUA